AUUGACAUCCGACUUCCCGGCUCUCAGGCUCUUCGGAUUCCGCAAGCGAUUAUUGACUUGAAAAUAGUCCCACCCAGUGAUCUGAGCGGUGCAUCCUGCGACGACGUAUCUGAGUCUAACUAACGGUACUGCGUAAGCUCACCGCAGUGCUGCUCGAUUGUGGCCCUGACUUCGUACUAUAUAAGCUCGGACCUCCAAGGAGAUCCGCAUUCAAUAUCCUAGACACCUUAUCUUAUCCUCAUACAAUUUCAGAACUUAGACUCAUCUCGCAAUGGCACCCAUCGCAGUCGCUUCUACCACUACCACUGAAUUCUUCACCGACCUCAAGACAUCCAUCGUCUCUCCACCUAAUACUCUCCACGACGUCAUCGCUCAAGCUGUCGACCGUUAUCCGUCCCACGAGCUUGGUUUCAUAACCUCCUCAGCACAUGACUCCUCCAUUCAGACAAAGACCUUCAGCACCUUCAACCAAUAUGCUCGCAACCUCGCACGUGCCAUGCUAGAGUGGGGCAAGCCCACGGGCUCAGUCGUCGUCGUGUACCUGACGGAGCACGAAGAUAAUAUGGCUGCUGUAUGGGCAUGUCUGCUGGCUGGCUAUGUGCCUUGCUUGCAGCCUGCACUUAGCGCGCAACAGGCGCACAAGGAGGGCCAUGUCGCCCACAUCAAGAACUUGUUUGGGUCUGCUAUUUGGUUGACAAAUGAACUUGGGGCCGAGCAGAUUAGCACCAUUUCUGGUCUGGAAGUACACUUGCUCUCCGGAUUAAAGGCGUCGGCGGAGACAUUCAACGUCUCAGCUGACUGGGUUGCAUACGAAGCCAAGGCAGACGACGAGGCGAUCCUGUUCUUGACCUCAGGGUCUACCGGAUUCUCCAAGGCUGUCGUGCACACGCACCGCACGAUUAUUGCUGCAUGCCGUGCAAAGGGCCAAAGUUACGGCCUGACUUCCGAAUCUCGAGUCUUGAACUGGGUCGGAUUUGAUCACGUCGCAGGAUCGUUGGAAAUGCACAUCACGCCUUUGCUAUACGGCGCUUCGCAACUCCACGUGCACGCGUCUGCUAUCCUUGCUGAUCCUCUUCGGCUGCUCCGUUUGAUUGACGAAGAGUCGAUCGAAUUGAGUUUUGCUCCGAACUUCUUGCUGUCCAAGCUUACGCGCGAUCUGGAAAAGCGCACCGACCUUUUCGGAACUUUCGACCUGUCUUCGAUCAAGCGAAUCAACAGCGGAGGUGAAGCUGUUGUUUCCAAGACCGCGAAGGCGUUCGCUGCUACCAUGAAGCAGCUUAGCAAGAACCCGUCCGCUGUAUCGUUCGAGAUCUCUCCUGGGUUUGGAAUGACAGAAACUUGUGCCGGAUGCAUUUACCAUCCCGUGGAUGUGCUCACAAGCGAGCCUGCUCACGAGUUCCUUGAUCUCGGGAGACCCAUCGAUGGUUGCGAGAUGCGUGUCGUUGACCCCGCAGACGGCUCGACCCUGCGCCCCGACGGGGAGAGCGGUGAGCUCCAGGUUCGCGGGCCGAUGGUCUUCGUACGCUACUACAACAACGCAGAGGCUACGGCCUCCAGCUUCGUCGAGGGGGGCUGGUACCGCACCGGCGACGUUGGCAUCAUCGAGAAUGGGAUCAUGCGCCUCAGCGGUCGUAUCAAGGACACCGUCAUCGUCCAUGGUGUUUCGUACGGCAUCCCUGAGCUCGAGACUCACCUCCAGACCGUUGAAGGAGUGACUCACUCGUUCCUCGCUGCAGCACCGUACCGUGCUCCUGGUCAGGAGACGGAAGGGUUCAUCAUUUUCUACUCGCCAACCUUCGACCUCGAUGGAGCAGACGCUUCGUCAAAGCUCUUCGCCACUCACCGGGCCCUUCGGGACAUCUGCGUGAAAAUGAUCACGCUGCCGCCUCAAUUAGUCGUUCCCAUCCCUGUGAACCAGAUGGAGAAGACCACUCUCGGUAAACUGUCUCGUGCGCGUUUGAUCAGUCUCUUCAAGCAAGGCCAGCUCGCGAAGCACAUCGCUCGCUCGGAAGAGCUUCUGAGCGAGGCACGUGGCGCUACGUUCGUCGCGCCAUCCACGGAGACGGAGAAGGCGCUUGCCAAGAUAUAUGCUGGGAUCUUCAACCUCGCGGAAAGCGAGAUGUCAGCCAGCGACAACUUCUUCGAACUCGGUGGUACCUCCAUUGAUGUUAUUAGGCUUAAGCGUGAGGGAGAGGCACAUUUCGACCUUCCUGAAAUCCCCACUAUCCAGAUCCUUAAGCACCCCGUCAUCUCGAGCCUCGCCAACUAUGUCGACUCCCUGCUCUCCAAGGACAGCCAGACUGAAGAGUACGACCCUAUCGUUCCUCUUCAGCUGACCGGAAACAAAACUCCGAUCUUCUUCGUUCACCCUGGUGUCGGAGAGGUCCUGAUUUUCGUCAACCUUGCCAAAUACUUCCAGAACGAGCGUCCCUUCUACGCCCUCCGUGCUCGUGGCUUCGAGCCCGGUCACCCCUUCUUCACCUCUAUGGACGAGAUGGUGUCGUGCUACGCUGCAGCAGUCAAGAAGACCCAAGCAACUGGGCCAUACGCCAUCGCGGGCUACAGUUACGGCGGUGUCGUCGCGUUCGAAGUUGCUAAGCGGCUCGAGGCGAUGGGCGAAGAAGUCAAAUUCGUCGGUCUCAUCAACAUUCCUCCUCAUAUCGCGGACCGCAUGCACGAGAUCGACUGGACGGGCGGCAUGCUCAACUUGUCGUACUUCCUCGGUCUCGUAUCGAAGCACGAUGCCAAUGAUCUCGCGCCUGCUCUGAGGCCGAUGACGAGGAAGGAGCAGCUCGAGGUUGUGUGGAAGCUGUCUCCCCCUGAUCGUCUCGUCGAGCUCCAGCUGACUCCUGAGAAACUUGACCACUGGGUGGACAUCGCCGGGUCCCUGAUCGAGUGCGGGAAGGACUACAACCCAUCAGGCUCAGUUUCUGCCACGGACGUUUUCUACGCUAUUCCUCUCCGCGGCAGCAAGUCAGACUGGCUCAACAACCAGCUCAAGCCAUGGUCUGGGUUCAGCCGUGGCGAGCCAUCAUAUACCGACGUGCCAGGGCAACACUACACUCUGAUGGACUUUGACCACGUCCCGCAGUUCCAGAAGAUCUUCCGGGGUCGUCUCGAGGCUCGUGGCCUGUAAAAGAUUUAGUAUCGAAUUAUGUUUAUAUCUGUCUUUUCGCCAGUAUCUAUUCGACUAUACUCGGAGUACAUGUGCUUAAUUCGUUGGAUU
Suillus fuscotomentosus is the source of this 3226-nucleotide messenger RNA. RefSeq names its product atromentin synthetase. The record is from RefSeq and is a predicted model, not a curated record. The transcript is spliced from 7 exons. Gene Ontology annotation, biological process: biosynthetic process. Bases 272 to 3136 code for a protein of 954 amino acids. Lineage: Eukaryota; Fungi; Basidiomycota; Agaricomycetes; Boletales; Suillaceae.